CGCUCAGCCGGGCUCGAGUUGACUCUGCGGCUGAAGGGAGUUCAGGUGAGUACAAGCAUCAGAGACACAUAGCAUGAGUACUACCAGCAGUGCGAGGCGUGCCGCAAGGAGGCAGUCGCAAGAUGGGUCUGCUGACAAGGUUGUUGUCAACUUGGAUGCAAGCUCGCCGGUGGCGGGGAGCCGUCCUGGGCUGACAGUCUGCCCUGGUGCGCGCACAUCACCUAUUGAUGUGGAAGCCCUCGACGAUGAAGUGCAGGCGGUAUCGCCUUCACAAGUGCCUCCCCCGAGGGUGAUUCGGAGAACAAGGCCACAUGUGACAAUAGUUGAUCUGGAGGUCGAUGCUACCCCUGAAGUGAACAAACGCCCAAGGAUUACACCUCUGAUGCAUCUCUUCCCAGAAAGGGGAGAAGGGUCCAGCCUGCAGUCGAGCAAUGCUGCAAAAAUUAGCGAAGAGCCUGCCAAAGCAGUGGUUCCAAAGGAACCGAGUUUUGAUUGCCCGGUGUGCUGGAACAAGUUGGUGGAGCCUUCCACGACAAACUGUGGCCAUAUUUUCUGCACCGAGUGCAUCAAGCAAGCUAUCCAGUAUCAGAAGAAAUGUCCUACUUGCCGCAAAGCCCUCAGGAAGAACAAUUUCCAUCGUAUUUACCUUCCGAACUCUCAUGCUUAAGGUCAACAGCGGAUCAGUCUGCUGAAGUGCACCCUCACCUAGAUGAAUUAUUGCUUAGAAAACUAGGGUGAACAGUUGGUUAAUUUGACUGGUGUAUGUAUUAGAUGGUUGAUCUAUGUAACUGGAAGUGGCCUUAAGCUGAGAUGAUAAUGGUGGUUGGCACUUUUAGUA
Lolium rigidum is the source of this 838-nucleotide messenger RNA. Its product is annotated as E3 ubiquitin-protein ligase RNF4-like. The transcript has 6 exons. The coding region runs from base 74 to 667 and encodes 197 amino acids. Lineage: Eukaryota; Viridiplantae; Streptophyta; Magnoliopsida; Poales; Poaceae. The record is from RefSeq and is a predicted model, not a curated record.